AUGCAAAAUGUCAGUAAUUCAUCUGAGGAAGAAGAGGAAGAGCCACAGCCCAAGGUUAGUCUGUUUUUUGAACGCGUUCGAAUUCAUGGCGAUCAUCACUUCAUGAAGACCUACGCCUAUAUACACGAGGAUCGCAAAUUCUUCGAUGUGUUUAUCAAGCUCGAUCGGAAGCUAGGCAGCAACUAUCUCAUUAUGAAUAUAAAUAUGCGUGCGAAGUUCGCAGGUAGCAAUGAUUUUAUGAAGUUGUUCGAGUUGCGACACAUGGACUUUUGUGCAUUCGCCAAUAAUCCGAGCUUCCGUCAAUUCUUUAUGAGCACCACACACAUUAGCAAAGUGCUCGAGUGCCCCAUACAGGAGGGAAACUACAGCAUUGAAAAUAUAGGUGUGAUGAAUAUAGUCAGCGCAGGCAGCUUGAGCAAAGGCACUUACAAGUUCUUCACCGAAAUUGUCGAGGUAACCGGCGAUAUACCCAAAAUAUUUGCUAUGCAAGUGACCACGCUGAUAAUAUAA
Messenger RNA from Drosophila hydei, 510 nucleotides. RefSeq lists its product as uncharacterized. The record is from RefSeq and is a predicted model, not a curated record. Bases 1 to 510 code for a protein of 169 amino acids. The transcript is spliced from 2 exons. NCBI's taxonomy places the organism in Eukaryota, Metazoa, Arthropoda, Insecta, Diptera, Drosophilidae.